AUGGAAACUUAGUUUCCUUUCAACAGCGGUAGAAGGAAAGUGAGAAGUAAAGCCACCCACCAAGUUUAUCGUCAAUUGUCAAAGAAGACUGACAAGUGAACAAACCUAGUCAACGAGAUUUCGCUUUAGUGAUACCUCAUAGAGAAGUGUAUUUUGUUUGAGUUAAUAGGGAAUCGUUUCUAUCAACAUGGUUUACAAUUUCAAAGUCUUCAAGAAGUGUUCGCCAAAUGGCAAGGUUACAAUCUACAUGGGAAAACGUGACUUCGUCGAUCACGUGUCCGGGGUGGAACCAAUAGACGGAAUCGUUGUUCUCGAUGACGAAUAUGUUCGCGACCACCGCAGGGUAUUCGGACAAAUUGUCUGCUCGUUCCGCUAUGGACGCGAGGAAGACGAAGUCAUGGGACUGAACUUCCAGAAGGAACUGUAUCUGGCUUCGGAACAAAUUUACCCGCCGCCAGAAAAAUCCGGCAAGGAACAAACCAAGUUGCAGGAUCGUCUGUUGAAGAAACUCGGCCCGAAUGCAUUCCCUUUCACGUUCAAUAUCGCUCCGACUGCCCCUUCAUCGGUUACUUUGCAGCAGGGUAACAAUGAACAGGGAGAACCAUGCGGAGUGUCAUACUAUGUCAAAAUAUUUACCGGUGAGAAUGACACUGAUCGUACUCAUCGCCGAAGCACGGUUUCUUUGGGAAUUCGCAAGAUCCAAUUUGCCCCAACUAAACAGGGUCAGCAACCAUGCACCGUUGUACGCAAGGACUUCAUGCUGAGUCCUGGUGAGCUCGAAUUGGAAGUAACUCUCGAUAAGCAGUUGUAUUUGCAUGGCGAAAGAAUUGGUAUUAACCUUUGCAUCCGAAACAACUCCAACAAGGUGGUCAAGAAAUUGAAGGCCAUGAUUCAACAGGGUGUCGAUGUUGUGCUGUUCCAAAAUGGAAGUUAUCGUAACACCGUUGCUCAUAUGGAAACAAGUGAAGGAUGCCCGAUUCAGCCUGGUUCCUGUCUGCAGAAGGUAAUCUACUUGACUCCAUUAUUGAGCUCGAACAAGGACAAACGCGGAAUUGCUUUAGAUGGACAAAUCAAACGCCAAGAACAGUGUCUGGCAUCUACGACUUUAUUGGCUCAACCUGAUCAACGUGAUGCCUUUGGUGUAAUUAUUUCUUAUGCUGUAAAAGUCAAACUAUUCCUCGGAGCCCUCGGUGGAGAGCUAUCGGCUGAAUUGCCAUUCGUGCUCAUGCACCCUAAGCCUGGAAGCAAAGCUAAAACUAUUUACCAUGCCGACAGUCAAGCGGACGUAGAAACCUUCCGCCAGGAUACUGUCGAUCAGCAGUCGGUUGACUUCGAUUAAUAAAAUCUACAUAGGCUGGAAGAAAACCAAGUCUCGAUCAAUGAUCUGUUGAGGACGAUAAAUUAAUACUGUGAACGACGCAAUUUUUAUAAUUCGUAUUUUCAUGUUACGCAACUGAUUCUGUAUUGUGUUUUCUAUUAAUACACCUUCUUUGUCAAAAGUCGUUUCAAUUACAAGGCAGAAGACAUUAACCAAAAGUGAUAUAAUAAUAUUUUAGGAAAAAUAUUUGAAAAAUGUCAAGAAUAAAUAAGCUAAAUUGGAGUAAUUAUUGAUUAAAA
Molecule: messenger RNA, 1617 nt
Organism: Malaya genurostris
Lineage: Eukaryota; Metazoa; Arthropoda; Insecta; Diptera; Culicidae
Gene: Arr1
Product: arrestin homolog
Exons: 4
Coding region: 188-1339 (383 amino acids)
Biological process (GO): G protein-coupled receptor internalization; signal transduction
Cellular component (GO): cytoplasm
Molecular function (GO): G protein-coupled receptor binding
Source: RefSeq, a predicted model, not a curated record